AUGACUCAAGACCAAAAAGGAAUGUACGUAAUAGGUUACGGAAGUCUAAUAUUUAAACCACCACCCCACGCUUCAUUUAGAAUAUCAGGCCAUUUAAUUAACGUCAUACGUCGAUUUUGGCAAUCAAGUAUAGAUCAUAGAGGUACUCCUUCUAAUCCAGGUCGAGUAGUUACUUUAAUUACAAAAGAACAAUUACAAAAUGAUAGGUUUUUCCAUAAUGAUUUACAUGUAUAUGAAUUCAAAAAUUAUAAAAUACAAGAUGUGGAUUUAAAAAUAUCUGAUUUAAAAUCACAAGAUUUGAAAGUUUUUGGAUGUGCUUAUUAUAUUGAACCACAACAUGUACAAGAAGUGAAUGAUUAUUUAGAUAUAAGAGAACAGAAUGGGUACGAGUUGAGUAAGAUUAAAUUCUACAUAAAUAAAAAAGAUGAGAAUUUUGGAAAAGUGCCUUUGUCCGAUAUUAAGAAAGAUGAAUUUGGUGAAUAUAUUGAAAGUUUCAUAUAUAUAGGUGGAUUAGAACUAGAGAGUUUUAUUGGACCUGAAGCCAUAGAGGAAACAGCUGCUAUAAUCAAGUCAAAUGUGGGACCGAGUGGUAAAAAUAGCGAAUACUUGAUAAAAUUAAACGACGCUAUUAAAGAAUUAGGUUAUAUAGAUUAUUACUUAGAAGAUUUAAUAAAACUAAUACAAUAA
Lodderomyces jiufengensis is the source of this 687-nucleotide messenger RNA. RefSeq names its product gamma-glutamylcyclotransferase. The record is from RefSeq and is a predicted model, not a curated record. Lineage: Eukaryota; Fungi; Ascomycota; Pichiomycetes; Serinales; Debaryomycetaceae. Gene Ontology annotation, cellular component: cytoplasm. Gene Ontology annotation, biological process: glutathione catabolic process. Bases 1 to 687 code for a protein of 228 amino acids. Gene Ontology annotation, molecular function: glutathione specific gamma-glutamylcyclotransferase activity; gamma-glutamylcyclotransferase activity. The transcript has a single exon.